This is a messenger RNA of Kogia breviceps (pygmy sperm whale), 1945 nucleotides long. It is a transcript of the gene FARSB, whose product is annotated as phenylalanyl-tRNA synthetase subunit beta. Gene Ontology annotation, molecular function: RNA binding; ATP binding; phenylalanine-tRNA ligase activity. The record is from RefSeq and is a predicted model, not a curated record. Gene Ontology annotation, biological process: phenylalanyl-tRNA aminoacylation. NCBI's taxonomy places the organism in Eukaryota, Metazoa, Chordata, Mammalia, Artiodactyla, Physeteridae. Gene Ontology annotation, cellular component: cytoplasm; phenylalanine-tRNA ligase complex.
CGCCCAGACUAGCUCGCAGCGCAGGCGCAGUGGGCCGGAGUCGUCAUGCCGACUGUCAGCCUGAAGCGCGAUUUGCUCUUCCGAGCCCUGGGCCGGACCUACACUGAUGAAGAAUUUGAUGAACUAUGUUUUGAAUUUGGUCUGGAACUUGAUGAAAUUACAUCUGAGAAGGAAAUUAUAAGUAAGGAACAAGGUAAUGAAAAGGCACAGGGGGCCUCUGAUGUUGUUCUCUACAAGAUUGAUGUCCCUGCCAAUAGAUAUGAUCUCCUAUGUCUGGAAGGAUUGGUUCGAGGACUUCAGGUCUUCAAAGAAAGGAUAAAGGCUCCAAUGUAUAAACGGGUAAUGCCUAAUGGAGAAAUCCAGAAAUUGAUCGUCACAGAAGAGACAGCUAAAAUACGCCCGUACGCUGUUGCAGCAGUUCUCCGAAACAUAAAGUUUACUAAAGAUCGAUAUGACAGCUUUAUUGAACUUCAGGAGAAGUUACAUCAGAACAUUUGCAGGAAAAGAGCCUUGGUUGCUAUUGGUACCCAUGACUUGGACACUUUGUCAGGCCCAUUUACUUAUACUGCAAAGAAACCUUCCGAUAUCAAAUUCAAGCCUCUAAAUAAGACCAAGGAGUAUACAGCCUGUGAACUGAUGAACAUAUACAAGACUGACAACCACCUAAAACAUUAUUUACAUAUAAUUGAAAAUAAACCUCUGUAUCCCGUUAUCUAUGAUAGCAAUGGUAUCGUCCUUUCAAUGCCUCCAGUCAUCAAUGGAAAUCAUUCCAAAAUAACAGUAAAUACUAGAAAUAUAUUUAUUGAAUGCACAGGGACUGACUUUACUAAGGCAAAAAUAGUUCUUGAUAUCAUUGUUACCACGUUCAGUGAAUAUUGUGAGAAUCAAUUUACGGUUGAAGCAGCGGAGGUAGUUUUUCCUAAUGGAAAAUUACAUACCUUUCCAGAACUGGCUUAUCGAAAGGAGAUGGUGAGAGCUGAUCUAAUUAACAAAAAAGUUGGGAUCAGAGAAACUCCAGAAAAUCUUGCCAAGCUUCUGACCAGGAUGUGUUUAAAGUCAGAAGUCAUAGGCGAUGGGAAUCAGAUUGAAAUUGAGAUCCCUCCGACCAGAGCUGACAUUAUCCACGCCUGUGAUAUCAUAGAAGAUGCAGCUAUUGCUUAUGGAUAUAACAACAUUCAGAUGACUCUCCCGAAAACAUACACCAUAGCUAAUCAAUUUCCCCUAAAUAAACUCACAGAACUCCUGAGACACGACAUGGCAGCUGCUGGAUUCACUGAGGCACUUACCUUUGCUCUGUGCUCCCAAGAAGAUAUUGCUGAUAAACUGGGUUUGGAGAUCUCUGCAACAAAGGCAGUCCUCAUAAGUAAUCCUAAAACAGCUGAAUUUCAGGUGGCACGCACGACCCUUCUUCCUGGCCUCCUCAAGACCAUAGCUGCGAAUCGGAAGAUGCCCCUUCCUCUGAAACUGUUUGAAAUCUCUGACAUUGUAAUAAAAGAUUCUAGCAGAGAUGUAGGUGCAAGAAACUACAGGCAUCUCUGUGCUGUUUAUUACAACAAGAAUCCUGGGUUUGAGAUAAUCCAUGGGCUUCUGGACAGAAUCAUGCAGCUACUUGAUGUGCCUGCUGGCGAAAAGAAGGGAGGAUAUGUGAUCAAAGCAUCAGAAGGCCCUGCAUUCUUCCCCGGGCGAUGUGCUGAGAUCUUUGCCCGGGGUCAGAGCAUCGGGAAGCUGGGGGUCCUUCAUCCUGAUGUUAUCACCAGAUUCGAGCUGACCAUGCCCUGCUCCUGCGUGGAAAUCAACAUUGAGCCGUUUCUGUGAAGAUGGGUCUCUGUUGUGUGGCUCUCGCCCCGAGGGUCCCUCUCUCCUCCUAGGUGCCCUUUAGUUGUCCCCACAGUAAGUAAGUCCACUUGUGCUCGUGCAUUGAUGUUGAAUAAAGUAGAAAGCAGUG